Messenger RNA from Pygocentrus nattereri (red-bellied piranha), 423 nucleotides. Its product is annotated as integumentary mucin A.1-like. NCBI's taxonomy places the organism in Eukaryota, Metazoa, Chordata, Actinopteri, Characiformes, Serrasalmidae. The transcript has 6 exons. The record is from RefSeq and is a predicted model, not a curated record. Bases 1 to 423 code for a protein of 140 amino acids.
AUGGCCUCCACGACUGAGCCUACAACAAGCACAGCAAGAACAACUGCUGAAACUACAAUGGCUACAGCCAUGACUACUGACGAACCCACAACUACAUCCCUAACAGAUAUGCCAGGCACUAGUGAAUCCACAGCUGAGACAACUGCUCUAGAAAUGACAACGGUUAUUAUGCCAACUACUAAUGGAACUACGACUAUGGCCUCCACGACUGAGCCUACAACAAGCACAGCACCGACAACUGCCGAAAUAACAACAGCUACAGCCACAACGAUUAACACUGAAUUACCCACAACCAAUGAAACUCCAACAACUACAACCAUAACAACAGAUGCAACUACGACUAUGGCCUCCACGACUGAGGCUACAACAAGCACAGCACCGACAACUGCCGAAACUACAACGAAUGUUAGAAAAUCAGAUUGA